UUGUGUAUAUUUACAUUGUUUUGAAGUUAUAAUGAUGCUUUAGUGUGGUGGUGUAUUUUUGCUGGUCUUUCAGGAUGGAUCAGAUGAUGGUGGUGGCUGGAGAUUAUACUCUUGGUGCAAAUGAGGGGACGGAGCAAUACUCUAAACCUCUGAUGCUCAUCCCGCAUCCGCUGUACAACAGGAGCACCAAUAAUGCAGAUAUUAUGCUCAUAAAGCUUAGUGCACCUAUAGAGCUGAACAGGUAUGUGUCCCUCGCACCGCUGCCCAAACAGAACACCGGUCUGCUGGCAGGACGAAUGUGCCGGGUGUCAGGAUGGGGCUCCACCAGCCACAGCGGAGGUCUGAUCCCGCUUACCCUGCGCACUGUCAGACUCCCCAUCGUCUCCACGUUUAAGUGCAACAGCAGCAGCUCCUUCAGCGGAAACAUCACCGCUAAUAUGAUCUGUGCCGGCUCCAGUACAGGAGGGAAAGAUGCCUGUAAGAAUUCUACUCAAUAUCUUUGUCAUCUGAUUGUGUAUUUGUGUCAGGGUGACUCUGGAGGGCCGCUGGUGUGUGAUGGACGUGUUUACGGUCUGGUCUCUUGGGGAAAUGGAUGUGGAGAUCCUCGUUUUCCAGGGGUUUAUACAGCCGUGUCCCGAUUCCGCAGGUGGAUUGACCAGACUAUAUACAGCACAUAUGCACGAUGCCUUAAAUCUGCUGGACUUUUUGGCAAAGACUAGACUUCUGUGCAUUUUUGAUCACAUAUUUCAUUCAUGUAACGCGCAGAUAAUAUUCCUCAUCUGCUGUAUGGGUCCAUUCCUGUGGAUGUUUGGAAAAUAAAACUACUAAGAUGCACGAUUCACAUUCUCACUAGGUUGUUUAGGAAAACUUGCAAAUCGAUUUAAUGUUUAUUGACUACCUGGAUGUGGAGUUACUGUACUGUCCUGUAAUGUAUUUUAGACGUUUUUUGACACCAAUUUUAGAUGUCGAUGUGAAGUCGUUUUGA
This is a messenger RNA of Danio rerio (zebrafish), 985 nucleotides long. Lineage: Eukaryota; Metazoa; Chordata; Actinopteri; Cypriniformes; Danionidae. The record is from RefSeq and is a predicted model, not a curated record.